Neolamprologus brichardi is the source of this 1787-nucleotide messenger RNA. It is a transcript of the gene psmd10, whose product is annotated as proteasome 26S subunit, non-ATPase 10. The record is from RefSeq and is a predicted model, not a curated record. NCBI's taxonomy places the organism in Eukaryota, Metazoa, Chordata, Actinopteri, Cichliformes, Cichlidae. Gene Ontology annotation, molecular function: protein binding.
CACAUUUAGGGAUUACAGAACUUAAGACAAAGAAAUGUGUUGACUUGACCACAUGUGGAAAAUAAGGUAACACGGGGCGUAUUUACGGCACUUUCGGGCCACCGUAUUUGUUUGGUCUUACAAAUUAAUUUAAGUUAAAUUCCAGAAACAAAACUCACCCGCCUCUUCUUAUCCAUACAGUCGUAAUAAAUGUUGACAAAUUCUUCUGAAUAUCUGCAUGACUGGUCGGCAUGAGUCCUGAAAUCCUGAAGAGAUAACUACGUAUUACUCAAAGCUGGACACGGUGAUUUAACGUGUGUUUUUUGGAAACGGCAUGGAAAAGCUUACCAGGGUGGUUGCCAUAUGAACGGAUAAAUUAUUGGAAACAACUCAAAACAAAAAUAUUACAAAAAGACUGGGAAAACUUCACAAUUCAGACUUCUUUUCUUCUCUUGUUAUUCCUUUAGCAACCAACACAUUUCUAUCACACUGGGUAUUACUUCCUCGGGGCACCAACUCUGCCUACCAAAAUAAGAUGUCAGUACAAUCUUUCAGACUCAUUUAUGCUUCUCUCUUCCGAGUUCCACUUUCAUGUGGUGUUUUUUACAUUUUAAGGAAACAAUAGUGGUAGUAAAUGUUGACUGUAUGGACAAUAAUACGGAAGUGGCGUGGCAAAGUCAGUACCAUUUUGGUGAUGGAGUUUUAGUUUGAAAAGAAAAGGUCAACCAGCGCGGAAAGAGAGCUCAUAAUUUCCUGAGUCAUUGCUUCUGUGGUUUAUUAAACGAAAUAACUAAAGAGUAUCCUCAGUAAGCUUUAAUAUAUUUAUUUGGACAUUUAGCUAUAUUUUAAGAAUGGAGGGGUCGGUGUCCAAUGUGGAGGUGUGUAACUUUGCUUACACGGGGCAGUUUGAGAAAUUAAAACAGUGCAUCCUGUCAGAUAAAACGCUUGCCUGCAAAACAGACCAGGACCGGAGAACCGCGCUGCACUGGGCUUGUUCUGCUGGACACACCGAUAUUGUGGAGUUUCUUCUUGACAUGGGAGUUGAAGUGAACCUGCAAGAUGAUGCUUCGUGGACCCCUUUGCACAUUGCAGCAUCUGCAGGCAGAGAAGACAUUGUAAGAUCUCUGAUAUCCAAAGGAGCUCAGCUCAACUCAGUUAAUCAAAAUGGAUGCACCCCUCUGCACUAUGCCGCCUCCAAAGACAGAUAUGAGAUUGCCCUGCUGCUGUUGGAAAAUGGAGCAGACCCCAAUGCUACUGACAAGCUGGACUCUACGCCUCUUCACAGAGCAUCUGCCAAGGGCAACUACCGGCUCAUCCAGCUGCUUCUCAAACAGAGUGCAUCAACAAAUAUUCAGGACUCACAGGGCAACACACCUCUCCAUCUUGCAUGCGAUGAGGAGCGUGUUGAAGCAGCCAAGUUGCUGGUGGAACAUGGAGCGAGCAUUUACAUUGAGAACAAGGAGGAGAAGACCCCGCUCCAGAUAGCAAAGGGCAGUCUUGGGAACAUACUCCGUCGGAUCGUGGAGGGAUGAUGCUUUGUCUGACCGACGCGUCUUGUUCCAGCUCAAAUCCCCACCACCAACCCCCAAGUUACAUUCUAAGAUUUCCCAUCCCGCUCAGUCCUCCUUAAGCGGUCCGUGUGGAAGAUGAGAUGAUGGACUCAGAUGGUGCUUUGAGACUGCACAGAUCUUAUUUGUUGUCUGAGCACAGGUUUUCAAACCCCACAGGCUAUUUUCUAUUAAAUUUGAAUUGUAAUGUAAAACAUGAAGUUCAACCUGUUAAUAAAUGUGCUGUUCAUGAAUGACGUA